Molecule: messenger RNA, 270 nt
Organism: Lactuca virosa
Lineage: Eukaryota; Viridiplantae; Streptophyta; Magnoliopsida; Asterales; Asteraceae
Source: the annotation of a GenBank genome assembly
AUGAUGGUGGUGGUGUCGUUUGCUUUCAUUCUCUUGCACCAAAGGAACGAAAGGAGUCAGACACAGCGAGUAGGAGCGACGGUGGAAGCGAGAAGGGUGGAAUCGGGUCCACUGAAGAUUAAACCAAUAAUCAACCCCAUCUUCGUUGGCACAACAAAACACAAACGAGCAGCAUUUAGAAUUCAGAGAGAGAGAAAGAGUUCAUCUCCACCACCCAUCGAACGCUUCAAGGGCAUUAUUUUCAGGCUAAAAUUAGCUAAACAACCGUGA